Messenger RNA from Pediculus humanus corporis (human body louse), 3057 nucleotides. RefSeq names its product Thrombospondin-3 precursor, putative. Bases 1 to 3057 code for a protein of 1018 amino acids. Gene Ontology annotation, molecular function: calcium ion binding. Gene Ontology annotation, biological process: cell adhesion. The transcript is spliced from 19 exons. Lineage: Eukaryota; Metazoa; Arthropoda; Insecta; Psocodea; Pediculidae. Gene Ontology annotation, cellular component: extracellular region. The record is from RefSeq and is a predicted model, not a curated record.
AUGGGUUUGAGUAAAGAAUUAGAGGAAGCCAUUAGAGAAAAUGAAUUCGUUAUUGAAAUGAAAGAUAUAAAACCAAAACAUAGAAUAAGAAACGGUUUGGAAAUGUUAUUAGUCGUUGAUUUUAUAAAAACCGAUGAAAAAUUUGUUAUUUUACUCGAUAGAAAAUCUAAAAAGGUCAUUAUCGAAACUGGAAAAGAUGGAAUAACUAAAAGCGAACAUUUUUCAUUGAAUAAUAACGUGGAUUCGAAAACCGUUAUAAAAAAUCUUUUAUUUGCUAUAAAUCAAGAAUCGAAUUCGAAUGAAAGUCGUGUGACUUUAUAUCAUGAUUGUGUUAAAAAAGGAACUUUAAACAUAUCAAAUAAUUUUAAAAAUAUUUUUGAUAAAAAAAAAAAUUUACAAUUGCAAGUCUUUCGAGAAAAACAUUAUUUUUUAAAUAUUGAACACAAAGAAAGUUUGGAUGUCAUUUUAGAUAAAAAUAAUUGUUUGGAUACGGAAAUGCAAGCUCAACAACCCAAUUCGAACGAUGUGGCAGCCUACAGAAGAGGAGAUAUACCUGUUUUUCACGAUUGCAGCGAUCCAGAUAGUCUCCUUGCAAAAACUGUCAACGCUCUUAUCGAACUCAUAAAACAAUUGAGACAGGAUAUCGAACAUCAGAGAGGUGAAAUCCGCUACCUUCGAGGGAUUUUGGAAAGAUGCGAUUUAUGCGCAAGGCCACAAAUAGAAUCCCAAAUAAGAUAUUCAUGUAAGAGUCCUUCGUCUCCCUGUUUUCCCGGUGCCGAAUGUAGGGAUACUCCGGAUGGACCACAAUGUGGACGAUGCCCUCGCGGAUACGUGGGUGACGGUAGAAAUUGUAAACCAGGUAUAACGUGCGAGGAUAGACCCUGUUAUCCGGGUGUUCGUUGUUACGACACCAUAGAAGGACAUCAAUGCGGUCCAUGUCCGAACGGUUAUGUCGGCGAUGGAAAAAGAUGUAAUCCGAGGGGUAUAUGCGAACAAAAUCCUUGUCAUCCAGGAGUUCAUUGUACGGAUAUUGAAGAACCACCGCAUUACAGAUGCGGAAGUUGUCCACCGGGAUCAACAGGAAAUGGAACUUCUUGUCACGAUUUAGAUGAGUGCGAUUUGGCAGAGCCUUGCGAUCCCCGAGUCCGAUGUACAAAUUUAUCGCCCGGUUUUAGAUGUGACCCGUGUCCACCCGGAUUUACCGGAAGUAGCGGUUUUCAAGGGGUGGGAUUAGAAGAAGCUGCUAGAAACAGGCAAAGAUGUUACGAUAUUGACGAAUGUUCGGACGGACGAAACGGUGGAUGCGCCCCUAAUUCUAUUUGCACAAAUACCGAAGGUUCUUACGUGUGCGGAAGUUGUAUGUCGGGAUAUGUAGGAAAUCAAACUCACGGAUGUCGAAAUUCACCGGGAUUAUGCCCCGACGGUACGCAAUGCGAUACGAAUGCAGAAUGUUAUAAACAAAAUCGAUAUAAUAGUUAUGCGUGCAAGUGUAAAGUGGGUUUCGCUGGAGAUGGAAGAAUGUGCGGUUUGGAUAGAGAUUUGGAUGGAUAUCCCGAUCAAGAUUUAGGUUGUUCCGAUGCAAGGUGCAGACAAGAUAAUUGUAUCAGCAUUCCCAAUUCCGGACAAGAAGAUGCCGACGGAGAUCGUAUUGGUGACGCUUGCGAUCCUGAUGCAGACAACGAUGGAAUUCUCAACAGUCCCGAUAAUUGUCCUUUGGUACCUAAUCCGGAUCAGUUAGACAGUGAUAUGGAUGGAGCGGAUAAACAGGGUGACGCUUGCGACAAUUGCCCUACCAUACCUAAUUUAGAUCAAGAGGAUGUCGACAAGGAUGGAAUAGGGGAUGCUUGCGAUGACGAUAUUGAUAACGAUGGUAUUCCCAACGGACGUGAUAAUUGUCCCAAAAAUCCAAAUCCGGAUCAAAGGGAUAGAGAUCGGGAUGGAUUGGGAGAUGUUUGCGACAACUGUCCUCUCGUUGCAAAUUCUAAUCAAUUUGAUAGCGAUAACGAUUUGAUUGGAGAUGCUUGCGACAGCGAUAUCGAUCGCGACAGAGACGGUAUCCAAGACUCGGUCGACAAUUGUCCCAGAGUCCCCAACAGCGAUCAAUUAGAUACAGAUGGAGAUGGUAGAGGAGAUGAAUGCGACAGCGAUUGCGACGGAGAUGGCGUACUAAAUCAAAGAGAUAAUUGUCCCUACGCUUAUAAUCCAAAUCAAGAAGAUUUAGAUGGUGAUGGAAUAGGAGACAUUUGUCAAGAUGAUUUCGAUUUGGAUAAGGUUCCAAAUUAUUUAGACAACUGCCCUAAUAAUUCUAAAAUAUUUUCCACGGAUUUCAGAACUUAUCAAACUGUUGUUUUGGAUCCGGAAGGAGAUUCACAAAUAGAUCCCAAUUGGGUUAUAUAUAAUAGAGGUGCCGAAAUUGUACAAACGAUGAAUAGUGAUCCAGGUUUAGCUGUAGGUUACGAUGCAUUUGGUGGAGUCGAUUUCGAGGGUACAUUUUUCGUAGACACGGAAAUCGAUGACGAUUACGUCGGUUUCAUAUUCAGUUAUCAAGACAAUCACAAAUUUUACACGGUAAUGUGGAAAAAAAAUACUCAAACCUAUUGGCAAGCCACACCGUUUAGAGCCGUCGCAGAACCUGGAAUUCAAGUCAAAUUGGUUCAUUCGGGUACGGGACCGGGUCAAAUGUUGAGAAAUUCUCUCUGGCACACGGGAGACACGGAAGAUCAAGUGCGUUUGCUUUGGAAAGACCCGAGGAAAAUUGGUUGGAAAGAAAAAACCGCGUAUCGAUGGCUUUUACUUCACAGACCUAAAAUCGGUUUGAUAAGACUCAGAAUAUUCGAAGGGGAACGAAUGAUUGUCGAUACCGGAAACGUUUUCGAUUCGACUCUCAAAGGAGGAAGAUUGGGAGUUUUUUCAUUUUCUCAAGAAAUGAUUAUUUGGUCCGAUCUCGUGUACAGAUGCAACGAUCAAGUACCGGAAGCCAUAUAUAGAGAAUUACCACCGAAAUUACAAAGAGAAGUGGAAAUAGAUACCGGAAGGCCUUUGAUUAAUAGAAGUUGA